GGCCGUCUGCGCAAAAUAUUCAAUAGAGCGUACAAAUAUUAAUGCACACUGCGUGGUAUCGUUUGAUAAGGCGCGUGUGGGAACUGUAAUAAUUCAGUCUGAGAAACAAUGACUCCCCGACUGGAUGUGAGAAACUCGAAAGGGCAAAUCUCGGAGGAUGACACUAUCGUGGACGCGGAGAAGUUCCAGUUCCCGAAGCAGCCGCCGGUUGAACUUGUCUUUUCAGACCUCACCUACCACGUGACAGAUGACAAGAAGAAUCGACGAACGAUUCUAAAGUCAGUAAGUGGCAUCAUCAAAGCUGGAGAACUGACCGCUAUCAUGGGGCCCUCAGGAGCUGGCAAGUCCACGCUUUUGAACAAUCUUUCAGGAUACAGAACUAAUGGGACGAAAGGACUGGUGACGGUAAACGGAGCGAAGCGGAAUUUAAGCAUGUUUCGCAAACAAUCUUGCUACAUUAUGCAAGACAACCAGUUGCACGACAAUUUAAGAGUGUCGGAGGCAAUGAGACUGGCGGCCAACCUCAAGCUUCCCAGGGACUGCGAAAAUAAGCAGCAGAUCAUUGAAAAUGUGUUGGAGAUAUUGGGAUUAGCAGAGCAUACAAACACGUUCACCAAAAAACUGUCUGGUGGACAGAAAAAGCGGCUGAGCAUAGCCUUGGAGCUGAUAAAUAAUCCUCCUGUCAUGUUUUUUGACGAGCCUACAAGUGGCUUGGACAGCUCGUCGUGCUACCAAUGCAUCAAGUUGUUGAAGGACCUGAGCAGAGGUGGCAGGACGAUUAUCUGCACGAUCCACCAGCCGAGCGCCCGCAUUUUCGAAAUGUUCGACCAACUAUACGCGAUGGCUCAGGGUCAGUGCGUGUACCAGGGCAGCACAGGGCAGCUCGUGUCCUGGCUGGCCACCAACGGAUUCUUCUGCCUCAGCAUCUACAAUCCAGCAAACUACAUUAUUGAACUCACGUCAGGAGAGCGCAAUCAGAACUUGGAAAAGCUGUCUCUCGCCGUGCAAAACGGAAAAAUAGACGUUAGAAAUGACGGAGCGGAAAACAUCGAUAACUCGUUGUACCCUGCCACAGUGAACCAGAACUUGAGUCCAUAUGGCGAGGAAGGGACGGCCCUUCUGCAGCCAAGUAAAGCACCGCUGCCGGAAAUGUGCAAAAAACCGUAUCCUACUUCGGAGUGGAUCCAGUUCUGGACCAUGUUUCAGCGCACCAUGAUUUUCACUAGAAGAGACAGGACUUUGAUGUACUUUCGUUUCGCGGCAUACUCAGUUGUCGCAUUGACCGUUUGUAUUUUGUACAACGAAUGCGGCCGAGAUGCAGCCAAAGUGUUCACCAAUGUCAGAUUCCUUUUCUUCAGUGCCAUAUUCGCCAUGUACACCACACUCACGGUCACAAUAUUGUCUUUCCCACUUGAAAUGCCCGUGCUGCGCAAAGAAACCUUCAACGGCUGGUAUCCCCUCCGGCCGUAUUAUUUGGCAAUGUCACUGACUGACGUGCCAUUUCAGAUCCUAUUUUGCCUGUUGUACACAAUGCCUGCGUACUAUUUCACCGGUCAGCCGCUGGAGUGGGACCGGUUCGGCAUGUUUUACCUAUCGGCCCUGCUGACCAGUUUCGUCUCGCAGAGUCUGGGCACCAUGGUCGGCUCGGCCAUGAAUAUACAGAACGGCGUGUACGUCGCCCAGGUGCUGGUGGUGCCGUUGGUGAUGUUUACAGGGGUGUUCCUCAAGUUCAGCGCAAUGCCGCCCGUGCUCAGGUGGAUCUCGGACGUGAACUUUGUUCGCUACGGCUUCGAGGGUAUGGUGCUGGCGGUCUACGACUUUGAUCGCGAGCGGCUGCCCUGCCUCAGCCAGCCACUGUGCCGGGACCGCAACCCAGAAGAAAUUUUAAAAGGGCUUGAGAUGGCCGACCGCAGCUUUUGGUUCGACAUGAGCAUUCUGGCUGCCCAGUUCCUACUCCUGCGCUUCGCCGCUUAUUUCCUGCUCCGCAGCCGCGUCUUCUUUAGGCGCUGAAUCACGAAUAAUAAAAAAUGCAACUGCCUGUGGUUUAUACAAA
Molecule: messenger RNA, 2053 nt
Organism: Cloeon dipterum
Lineage: Eukaryota; Metazoa; Arthropoda; Insecta; Ephemeroptera; Baetidae
Product: ATP-binding cassette sub-family G member 4-like
Exons: 11
Coding region: 109-2010 (633 amino acids)
Biological process (GO): transmembrane transport
Cellular component (GO): membrane
Molecular function (GO): ATP hydrolysis activity; ABC-type transporter activity; ATP binding
Source: RefSeq, a predicted model, not a curated record